AUGUCGAAAGCUUUCACUUCUAAGUCCAAGGCCCACUUCGAAUCCUACUCCUUGGUUAAGCGCUUGCAGAGCUUCAUUUUGAGCUUUGCCCUUUUCCAAGCCAUCACCACCUACGUGGUGGCCUUGUCCAACUACUUCAACGACCAAGUGGUUUCAAGAUUCCCCUUUGUUGUGAAGCAAUUGAGCGCCGCUGAUGAGCUCGUGGAUGGUCUUGUGUUCGGUAACGUUGACAAGGCAGUGGCCUUCGCUGCUGAUAAGGCCAAGCAAACUGAGCAAGUUGCUCAGGCUUACAAGAAGAAAGGCACCGACCUCCUUCUCGCAUACAAGAAGAAGGGUGAGGAUGCUGUGGGCGUCUACUUAAAGCCCGUGAACGAGUACGCCUCAAGCACCGUUGAUAAGGUGUUGCCCAAGGUUCAGGACGCCGCACGCAAGGCUGAGAAGAAGGAGAAGGCGGCCGAGAACGAAAUUUCAAAGUCCAUAGAGAUUGUCAACGACACCUACUCCCGCUCCAAGGACUUGUUUGCCACCAAGCUGCAAGACAUUUCUAACACGGUGCUCAACACAUACAACAAGGAGUUUGACUCCUCGAAGGAGAAGAACUACUACGUCAAGGUUGCCUCUGCCUCUGUCAACACGGGAGUCAAGUUGUUGAAGAGCGUCAACUCCGACUACAUCCAGCCAUUGAAGAGCUCCACACAAAACUACGUGACUGACGUUGCCCUGCAGACCCAGCGCAAGGCCGACGAGGUUGUCAGCAACGGCGUUUCCGAGGUGAAGAAGACCAUCAAUGGUGCCGCUGAGCAGACCAACAUUGCCGUGCCUACCUCUGCCUAA
Molecule: messenger RNA, 834 nt
Organism: Candidozyma auris
Lineage: Eukaryota; Fungi; Ascomycota; Pichiomycetes; Serinales; Metschnikowiaceae
Exons: 1
Coding region: 1-834 (277 amino acids)
Source: RefSeq, a predicted model, not a curated record